AUGUUUCAACAUAGUUGGCACCCCCAUUUCCUCUCUCCUUGUUCGGUGCAUGGUCAAGGGCGACAACCGUCAUUUGAUAAGCAUUAUGUCUCAACCGCCGCAAGAUUCACCAGCGGCUCCCGCCAGCAGCCGUCCUGCCGCCCCGCCCCUGUGGCCGGCAACACGCCUGAUGGCUCUACCACCUGGACUCCAGAGCAGACCGCGACUCUCAUGGGCUGGUUCCUGGAAUACCAGCGCACCAUGGAGAAGUACGACAUCGAGUUCGAAAACUACUCGUCUAUGUUCGAACACGUGCUGGCGCUGGCUGUCGAGGAGUGGCCGGACCUCGCGCCCCUGAUUAGCACGAGGUUCAUCUACACAAAGUUCGACCACGAGCGCAAGCGCUGCGGGGCGCUGAGAGGCUGGGUCGAGGACUUUGGCGGCUCGUGCGACCCGGACGACGGCCGGUGCGAGGUCGACAGACCCGGAUUGGGUGGCAUCCCGACGAAGUUCGAGAUCCGCGAGACAAUGAGUCUGGUCAACAAGAAUGAUGUCCGCCUGCGACGAACGAGCCUGGAUAGACCAGUUCCCGACCCCCGAGGCCUGAUCGUCAUGCGGAAGCGGCCGAGGCUGGUUCAGCUGAGCACAUUGAGCCGGACUCCGGAUAGAGGGCUAGUGAGGCAAGCCUGGCACACGCAUCCCCCAUGGACGCAUGAACUCUGGCGGCCCAGCUCCCGAGCAGCAUUCGUCAUGAUACACAAAACACGACCGAGCAGUCCGAGCAGGGUGUGGGGGCCGUAG
This is a messenger RNA of Gaeumannomyces tritici R3-111a-1, 780 nucleotides long. RefSeq lists its product as hypothetical. Lineage: Eukaryota; Fungi; Ascomycota; Sordariomycetes; Magnaporthales; Magnaporthaceae. The record is from RefSeq and is a predicted model, not a curated record. The coding region runs from base 1 to 780 and encodes 259 amino acids. The transcript has 3 exons.